CGCCGACCAUCGUAAUCUUAAUCGGCCCACAAAUCGAAUAAGAAACAUGCUCCCAUGUGUUAAAAUAUCUUCACGGGUUGACUUUAUAUCCGGCUCUCUCAGGUCUUUCCGUCAACUUGUUUGUCCACUGCUCCCUCAUGUCGGACAAGCGGGAUCUUGAGAGUAACGACUCUACGACACUCACGAGCUUGAAGAAGUAUCUCUUCACGGAUAUUGAUGGAGACAAGGCCACCGCUCCGUUGUCUGCAUAUUGUUUUAUGACAGGUUUUAUUGACGCUGUCUGUUUCUCUGCCAUCUUCGUGUGGUGUGCUUUUCAAACCGGAAACACUGUCCAGCUCGGACUAGCCCUCGCCCGCCUUUUCAAUGGCCAACACGACUACUCUUUCCAUAUCGCAGAUCAACAAGCCCUCUGCUCCGUCAUCACAUUCAUCUUCGGCGCAUCCAUCGCCCGCAUAGGCGACAAGAUGGGCUGCAAGACACGUGCCUGGCUUGUGCUCGGCACCUUCAUCCAGACCCUCUUCACCAUGGCUGCAGCCAUCGCCAUCUGGAAGAGCGGGCAGAUGAGCGUCGCAGAUGCACGUGCUAACCCUGCAUGGACCAAUACUCUGUCCUUUGUCUGUGUCGGGUUCAUGAGCGCAAGCAUGGGUCUGCAAGGGAUCAUGGGAAAAAGACUGAAUACACAGUUUACCACGACGGUGGUACUGACGACGACUUGGUGCGAGCUGAUGGUCGACCCUAAGCUCUUUGACAUACGUCGGCUCGUAAUCUCCCGAGACCAUAAGAUCCUUGCCAUCGGCUCGUUGUUCUUGGGCGGGUUUUUGGGACGCGCAGUACUCGACGCAAUAGGAUCCGCUGGUACUCUUGGCGUUGGCACGGGCUUGAGAUUUAUCAUCAGUAUCUGGUGGCUCUUUGUCCCCAGCAAGACAGCAAAGCAGUGACCGUUAAAGUCUGUAACAUUUACAGUAAGCAAACAUAGAUGGGUUGUAGAACUGAUACGAGGGUUUAUUCAACGAUGACGAACUUCCUCCUCUGAUGCUUCGCGUCAACGGGAACUUGAGCACAUCAGAAUGAGCAGACCUGUACCUUCACCGCUUACAGUCACGAGAUUAUGUCAUCUUCAUGCAGUUGUACGAAUACGGACACGCACACGGAACUAGGCUUGUGAAGGUUCAAGAAGUACGUUA
This is a messenger RNA of Suillus clintonianus, 1184 nucleotides long. RefSeq lists its product as uncharacterized. The record is from RefSeq and is a predicted model, not a curated record. The transcript has 5 exons. Bases 138 to 938 code for a protein of 266 amino acids. NCBI's taxonomy places the organism in Eukaryota, Fungi, Basidiomycota, Agaricomycetes, Boletales, Suillaceae.